This is a messenger RNA of Cygnus olor (mute swan), 885 nucleotides long. RefSeq names its product MCTS1 re-initiation and release factor (gene MCTS1). Gene Ontology annotation, molecular function: RNA binding. The transcript is spliced from 6 exons. The record is from RefSeq and is a predicted model, not a curated record. Gene Ontology annotation, biological process: formation of translation preinitiation complex. Lineage: Eukaryota; Metazoa; Chordata; Aves; Anseriformes; Anatidae. Bases 16 to 744 code for a protein of 242 amino acids.
CCCGGCGGGCGGGCGAUGUGGGGUGCCCCGGGUGUUGGGGGGGCUCCGGCGGCGACGGGGCGCCGCGGGGGGAGUUUCGCUGGGUUUCAAACUGCCGGCGCGGCUGCGGGGGGUGCUGGCUCGGCAGAGCGCUCGGCAGACUGCUCUGGGGAGCAUGGGAGACAAGUUGGGACGGCCUGUCAGGGCGGCAGGCUCCUGCUUGCGCCCAAAUUUGAUGAAAAGGAAAAUGUAUCAAACUGCAUCCAGUUGAAGACUUCAGUUAUUAAAGGUAUUAAGAACCAGCUGAUAGACCAAUUUCCUGUUAUUGAACCAUGGCUGAACCAAAUUAUGCCGAAGAAAGACCCUGUCAAAAUAGUACGAUGUCAUGAGCAUAUAGAAAUCCUCACCGUGAAUGGGGAGUUGCUGUUCUUCAGACAAAGAGAAGGGAUUUUUUACCCAACGCUAAGGUUGCUUCACAAAUAUCCAUUUAUUCUACCACAUCAGCAGGUUGAUAAAGGAGCCAUUAAAUUUGUACUAAGUGGAGCUAAUAUAAUGUGCCCUGGCCUGACAUCUCCUGGAGCCAAACUUUACCCUGCUGCGGUUGAUACUGUUGUUGCAAUAAUGGCAGAGGGAAAGCAACAUGCAUUAUGUGUGGGAGUAAUGAAGAUGUCAGCUGAGGACAUUGAGAAGGUCAACAAAGGGAUUGGCAUCGAAAAUAUCCACUAUUUAAAUGAUGGUCUUUGGCAUAUGAAGACAUACAAGUGAAACAAACGGAACUGUGUUACUCCAAGGGAAUGCACUUAGGUUAAAUGUGGACUGCUUUGUAAUUCCUUGUUUUUAAUGUGACUGAAUGUACAAAUUAUUUUGUUCUGUGGCUAUGCUAAAAUAAAUCAAAUGAAUGCGAAA